AGUAGGCGGUUCUUAGUCACUUGUACGUGUGGUUCGCGUGCAUGUGCGUCGUCGCAUGAAUUUUCGCAGGUGGUGAUUUUUCGGUGCCGCGACGACAGGGGCCCGAGGUGUGCGCCGGUCGGCGUGUCGGCACUCGAGGAGCACCAACGUGAGUCCCGAGGCGCCUUGAUCGAAGGGCGUAGCCCGAAAUCAAGGGAGAAAAAAGAGGUCUCGAGAUCGCCUGUGUACGUAAGGCGUAACCUCGCGUUCGGUUUCGUGUCCAUCCCGUGAGAAAAUUACGAGAACACGCACGUACGGAGAAGUGAAGGAGGAAGAGAAGAAGAGGAAGAGGAGGAGGAGGAGAAGGAGGAGGAGGAGAGAGAGGAGAAGGUUUGACAAGCGGACCAUCGGACUGGCGUAGUACGACAUUACACAAUGUCGAGGCGAUUCUCGUUGUCGGUGGCGUAGUUCUCAAGUUGGAUCAGGGUGCGCGAGGGGGACUGUACGAUUUAUCAGUGAUCAACGCUCCAACGGAAAUUCUUGCCAAUGUGUAAUUCGGCGGACACUUCGUACGUACAAAAGUUGGGUUAUCUGCACCUUGAUGAUGAAACCGCGGACACUGGUGGUGCGACAGUUGCGGGCAGAGUUUCAGGCUCCAGACCUGAAGCCCAAGUGCCUGUAUCUAGGAGCAUAGCCAACAGAAAUGAUGCCAGGGCGUCUGGCAGGCCGGUCGGUGCUAUCGAGAGCUUCAUCGAAGGCAAUGCUUCAGAUAUUUCCAGACAAACGGCUUCUGCCGACUACAAGCUAUACGAACGCGAAAAUAUAAUAGCUGCUUCGAGAUUUGCCACACCGAAGCCAGUAGAGCAGAUCAGUGCGCAACAACAACAGCAAAAUCAAACUCGCGGAAGUCACCAACAGGUUCCUGUUUAUGAGAAUAUAGAUUAUUAUCAGCAACAGAGUCAGUCGCAUCCUCCUUAUUAUCAUCCAGUAGAGUCUAGGAAAAGUCCUAAGAGUAGUCCUAGAGGUUCUUUAGCUAGUGAUUCCUAUGAGGGAAAUUUUAGGAAGGCUCAACCGCAAGUACCGACUGGUAAUCGCUAUCAAAGCACAUCUCCUGCAAAAGAAUUACCGCCGUAUGAGGCACCACCGGUAUAUGAGAACAUACAGGAAGUACAUUUUUCUGAUAAUAUACAAAAUAAGCCAGGACCUCAGGUUCCACCUAAUUAUUAUCAUCCAGCAAAUAUCAAUGGUGGUGACUAUGUUGUUAUGACUGGAAAAGUAAAUCAAUCUCAGAAUCAGCGAGGAAUGACCCAAAGUUUGUCAUAUACGCAACAAAGAGGUGGAAGUACUCGUGGCCAGAGUUAUGAUGCUUCAAGUUUACAGCGGUCAAUCGAUUCGUCUGCAUCUAGGUACUUACAGGGCUCAUCCUCUGCCUCUUCAGAUCAUCAAGCUGGGAGGAGCGCUUAUGUUCCUCCUUCUGAACUACAACCGCCAAACAGAAACUUUAGUUAUAGCUCUGAUCAACAACAGCAACAGCAGCAAUCCCCUAGAUCUGGUUUGCCAUAUCACAGUGAGUCUCCUCCAAUACGUUUGCCGCCUGAACCUCAUCAUUAUCGCGGUGCAUUAGACAAUACUAUAAGUGGACAACAAGGAUUUCGUGCUACAAAUCAGAUUGACAGCCAAGCCUCCCAGUUUCGACAGGAUAAUGCUCAGAAUUACAAGCAGUAUAUUGAACCGUCCUCAAGAACUUCAAACACAAAUUUCCCAGGGGACUCGCAAACGAGAAAUUCUCCAGUGUAUGGAAUUCGCCCAGGAGAGCAGACGAUAUGUCGUAAUUCUCCAUGUUACUCUCCAAAUCGUGGAGCGCCUCAGAAUGAGAGAAAUUAUCAUCAAGAGAACCGAGGAGAUUUUCCUACGAGAAAUUCUCCCGUUUACUCUUCAAACCGUUCCGUCGAACAUCUGAGAUUAGGCACACUACAGCAAAAUGACAGGAACUACGCGUCAGAUGUAUCAGAUCCUCCCCCUACAAGGAGUUCACCUCUCUACUCUCCAAAUCGAAAUGAUCCUACUAGAGCUAUCAUUGGCAACAACAAUACGACGAGAGGAUCGCCAAAAGCAAGCCCAACGCAUAGUCAAAUAACACCAGACAUUAAUUCACAGAGCAUAAUCAAUUCACCGAGACAUGGGCCACUUUCUGCGUCCAACAAUGCCAUUGGGAGUCCUAUACGUGGGCAAGUGCAAGCUCCUGUUACUAGCGCUUCAACCACGACCAGUGAAGCCGACACUAACAUUGGUCCUAGGAUAACUAGUCUUCCCCCUGGCGUCACUAGCGGAGUAGCAGGGCCUGUAUUUUUAAAUGCCGGUGUGCCUGUGCUACAAAGGCCCUCCGAUCCGGAAGCAGAAGAGAUAAAGUCUGUUAGUCCGCCAGUGAAACCUGCAUCAGGCAAAGGAUUGCUUCCCUAUAAUGUCAUUCCACCCAGACCUUCGGGACCGACGGAAGCGGAGAGGAAGAUAGAGGAACUGACGAGACAGUUGGAGGAGGAAAUGGAGAAGCAGGAGGAGGAAGGAGAGUACUUCGGUAUUUGCCACACGUGCGGUGAGAAAGUGACCGGCGCCGGACAAGCCUGUCAAGCGAUGGGCAACCUCUAUCAUACCAAUUGCUUCAUAUGCUGUUCCUGCGGAAGGGCGCUCCGCGGCAAAGCGUUUUACAACGUUCACGGGAGGGUUUACUGCGAGGAAGACUAUCUGUAUUCCGGUUUCCAACAGACGGCCGAGAAGUGCGCGAUUUGCGGUCACCUCAUCAUGGAGAUGAUACUGCAAGCAAUGGGCAAGUCGUAUCACCCGGGUUGCUUCAGGUGUUGCGUGUGCAACGAGUGUCUCGAUGGAGUCCCAUUCACGGUCGACGUGGACAAUAAGAUCUAUUGCGUGAACGAUUACCACAGAAUGUUCGCGCCCAAAUGCGCGUCCUGCGGGAAGGGGAUCACGCCGGUUGAGGGGACCGAGGAGACGGUCAGGGUAGUCUCCAUGGACAAAGACUUUCAUGUGGAUUGCUACGUUUGCGAAGACUGUGGCAUGCAGCUGACCGACGAGCCGGAUAAACGGUGCUACCCACUCGACGGCAGGCUCAUGUGUCGUGCGUGCCACAUUCAACGCAUAUCCCACACGCAACCGAGGGCACCGCAGCCGGUAUCGGCGAGCUAUCAGUUUAUGGGCUAAGUUGCACCAGGCGGUCGUGCUUGAGACUCUGUCAGAUGGAACUGCGCACGUAAUGAUGAAUUAUCCGUGGAAAUUAACCGACAUCGAAUGUUCGACGAUGUGAACACUCGAGGCAUUAGGAAUUACGCAUAAAUGUAGGUCUAACGGGCCUAAGAACGAACCAAUUUUUCUGUUGAACGGUUCUCAAAAAUAGUUCUGUAGAUGAAAAUAUUCUUAAAACCAUCGAGAGCUCGGCAAAUUGUUGAACAGAAAAUUUUACACAACUUCUUCUGGUCCACGCAACGUGGCCAUAGUUUUUCGAACAUUUUAAAAAUUUUACUCCCGAUCACCCAUAAUUUUUAGAAUUUUUAUUAUUUGACCGUAAAGGACAUUUUAACAUUUUUUUACACGACUGUACUUGUAAAUGGAGUGAUAUAAUAUUUUUAACAGAUGAAGUUCUUCGUGUGUGCAGCACAUACGACAUUCACGUUCUACACGAUUGCUAUGCAAAGUAAAAAAAAAAUGUGUCGGCUGUAACAGUGGUCGUUGUUAAUCUAUUAUGGUACAAUAUACCAUAAUAUGCUCAUAUAUUAUUAUAAUCUUAUAAAACACAAGAUAUCGAAUAAAUUAAUAUAUCAUCGAUAAUAACGGCUGAGAGAGAUAAGAGACAUAACACCAGAGAUGAUAACGACUGCCGAUUAUCUUCUAUGCGCUAGGUUUGUCUCAAGUCUCAAAUAUCAAAAACAGAAUGUAAUUUUAACUGUGUCAAUUUUAUGUAAAACGCUACUUUAAUUGUAUAAGACUGCAUAUUAGAAAACUUGAAUCACUUUGGAAUUACUUUAAUCGAUGAAGACAAAUAGAUGGUAUAGAUAAGUACGUCUAA
This is a messenger RNA of Harpegnathos saltator (Jerdon's jumping ant), 4054 nucleotides long. RefSeq names its product LIM domain-containing protein jub (gene jub). Gene Ontology annotation, molecular function: transcription corepressor activity. The record is from RefSeq and is a predicted model, not a curated record. Bases 526 to 3192 code for a protein of 888 amino acids. The transcript is spliced from 6 exons. Lineage: Eukaryota; Metazoa; Arthropoda; Insecta; Hymenoptera; Formicidae. Gene Ontology annotation, biological process: response to hypoxia; cytoskeleton organization; regulation of DNA-templated transcription. Gene Ontology annotation, cellular component: adherens junction; nucleus; P-body.